This is a messenger RNA of Pimephales promelas (fathead minnow), 1988 nucleotides long. RefSeq names its product E3 ubiquitin-protein ligase RING2-A. NCBI's taxonomy places the organism in Eukaryota, Metazoa, Chordata, Actinopteri, Cypriniformes, Leuciscidae. Gene Ontology annotation, molecular function: chromatin binding; ubiquitin protein ligase activity. Gene Ontology annotation, biological process: negative regulation of DNA-templated transcription. The record is from RefSeq and is a predicted model, not a curated record. Gene Ontology annotation, cellular component: PcG protein complex; ubiquitin ligase complex.
AGGUGACUCCGAAGAUAAAAACAUCCGGUAUUAGGAUGUUAUAAUUUUAGGAGGUUUUAUCGCGUGUGCUGAUUCUGCUGAAAAAGUUCAGUAGCAGAUGACACACUGACUACACACAGACACUUGAGGUUGUCAGUGAAGUCAUGAUGGCGAAUCCAGUGAGUGUUCAGACUCUGAGUAAGACAUGGGAACUGAGUCUAUAUGAACUACACCGAACGCCGCAGGAGGCUAUCAUGGACAGCACAGAGAUUGCUGUGUCGCCCAGAAGCCUCCACAGUGAGCUUAUGUGUCCCAUCUGUCUGGACAUGCUGAAAAACACCAUGACGACCAAAGAGUGUCUGCAUCGUUUCUGCUCCGAGUGCAUCGUCACCGCACUCCGAUCAGGAAAUAAAGAAUGCCCGACCUGCAGGAAGAAGCUUGUGUCCAAGCGUUCUCUACGUGCUGACCCAAAUUUUGAUGCCCUGAUCUCUAAGAUGUACCCUAGCCGUGAUGAGUAUGAGGCCCAUCAGGACAAAGUUCUGGAGCAGCUCAGUCGACUGCACAACAAUGAUGCACUCAACAGCAGCAUCGAGCAGGGACUGCGCAUGCAGGCCAGACACAGAGCUCAGCGUGUCCGUAAGCUGCAUCCAGAGAGUGAAAACACUACCUUUAGCGGUGGUGAAGACAACGGUGACACUCGUUCACAUGUCUCGCAUGACUCCGUGCCUUCACACCAUACCUCUGCCCCUGUAAGCUACGCUCCUGAGGCUGGACCGAGUUGCAGUAAAAAGCAGCAAAUGUCUGAUGAUUCUGGACCUGAGGCUUUUGGAGGGAGUCGUACACCUCCUGGACAACUGCCAGGCCAUGGGCUGAGCUCAGAAAUUGAACUUAUAUUUUGCCCACAUCCCCUGCUGGUCAACAACCAACAGUACAGCCAGACAAGAUAUGUCAAAACCACAGCCAAUGCCACUGUAGACCACCUCUCCAAAUACCUGGCUCUCCGCAUUGCUCUGGAGGAAAGUCAGAGUGCCACGCAGGGGAACAGAAAUAUGGAGGGAGGGCCAGGAGCUGGCAACAGUAGUAAUAGUUGUGUGCAGGAUGUCAGUGAAAAACAGUUUACUAUCUACAUCAGCACAGCACGAGGACAGUUCUCUACACUAAAUGGCUCUUUGACUUUGGAGCUGGUUAAUGAGAAGUUCUGGAAGGUCUGUAAGCCUCUGGAACUCUUCUAUGCUCCUACACAAGUCCAGAAGCAGCAGCAGGAGAAUCAGACACCUCAACUGGGACAGAUGGAUGUUAUCUAAAUCAUCUUUAAUCUAAAGGCGAAUGAUACAACUCCUUAUACAACUGUGACUAACUCCUGAGUUCAUCAAUGUCACCACAAUCCUCCUUCACAGAUACAUGAACCUCCAGUUUAGACCAAUACUACUCAAACCUGUCCUGGGGACCCCCCUUCACUGCACAUUUUGGCUGUCUCCCUUUAUGGAUACACCAAUUUGGGGUUUUGAAGUCUCUACUAAUGAGCUGAUAAGUUAAAUCAGGCAUGUUAGAUGAAAGCGAAAUCUAAAAUGUGCACUAGUGGAAGACAGGUUUGAGAACCAUUGGUCUAGACAAAUAGUCAGUGCUUGCCCAGCCAUUUUUUUUUCUAUGUACUAUAGCAAAGCAAUCACCUUAGAUAAGGCAAUAAACAUAAAUUUGUAGAAACGAUUGCAUUGGUUUGCUCCAAUAGCUACACUUGUAAUCUUGGAUAAUUGACAGUGUGUGCAUACAACAGAACAUGUUCAGAACAUGUCCAUUCUGAAAAAUGGCAAAACUCAGUGGCCUUAACACACACUAAAUUCACAUUAUCUUUAAUAUUACAUCGCAGCUGUAUUUGAGGCUAAGUGUAUCCCAUCAUUUAUCAUCGUCAUGAACUCACCCAAAAUUGUGAUGUCAAGAAAACUUUCCAGUGUAAGUUAAAUAAAUUAGAUACUGCAUAUGCUUUGACAUUAAAAUGUUGCAGAGAUGUG